Ctenopharyngodon idella (grass carp) is the source of this 5427-nucleotide messenger RNA. RefSeq names its product glutamate decarboxylase 2 (gene gad2). Gene Ontology annotation, biological process: GABA shunt. Bases 679 to 2430 code for a protein of 583 amino acids. Gene Ontology annotation, molecular function: glutamate decarboxylase activity; pyridoxal phosphate binding. Gene Ontology annotation, cellular component: cytoplasm. The record is from RefSeq and is a predicted model, not a curated record. Lineage: Eukaryota; Metazoa; Chordata; Actinopteri; Cypriniformes; Xenocyprididae. The transcript has 16 exons.
UGAUGAAGUCUGUUCACUGCUAGAGUAAAGCAAUUACAGAAUCUAAAAAAAAUUUUUUUAAAAAAGCACAGAUGCGGGUGGUGCGCCGGGAGGCGCAUAAACUAGUUUGUGUGGUCACGAUUAACGACGUAAAAUAGUUCGUCAUGAGCCGAAUCGCGUCGGAAUUUCUCUGGUGACGUGAGGCGGAUUAUUUUUACGCCACAAGAAGCUUUUAUUACCGCUAAAGUUGCAAGUUUGCAUGUUGGCGAGCCCGCGCAACGGAUUGCUUUUUAGAAAUGUACUGUGAAUCCUCUACUUGCAUUUGCAGCUGGGCUAUAUGUGAAAGAGAAUGAGAGCCAGUGGAUGCCUGUGUCUCCAUCAGUGCCAGUGUUUCUCCAUGAGUUCAGUGACGGUCUCCGGCUGCUCCAAAUCAUUGCGCACGGCGCACCAAUUGAAUAAAGACACUCUGUCUCGGCUGUUCUCCAUCAGAGGGGUUUGAACACCUUAGAAAUUAAGGCACUUGAUUCGAAGCGUUUGGACAGGUGUGAUUGUGAAUACAUCGCGCACGCAGCUGGAUUUUCGGCGCAUUGGGCAGGAUUCAGCACCACGGCUGCGGACAGCUCCCGUUCCCCCGUGACGCGCGUCUGGAUGGCCGCUGCUCGCGUCUCUCUGUCGCUUCUCUGAUCCGCUCUGUUCGCGAUGGCAUCACACGGGUUUUGGUUUUUAGGUGCUGAAAACGCGGCUGGAAACGGCAGUCAAAGCCCGAACACCCCCAGAGCAUGGUGUCAGGCGGCGGCCCAGAAAUUCAGCGGAGGCAUCGGCUCCAAAUUAUGUGCUCUGUUAAAUGUCGGGGAGGCUGAGAAAGCAGCUCAAGCCCCAGUUAAAGCUGAAGAUGAGCCUACAGCCGAGAGCUGCGGCUGUAAUAAACCCUGUAACUGCUCCAAAGCCACCGCGUGUUUCUCUGAUCUCUAUUCAACAGAUCUGUUACCUGCAUUGGACGGGGACGCGAAGACUAUGAAUUUUCUGCAGGAGGUUGUUGAUAUAUUGCUGGCUUAUAUAGUGGAAUCUUUUGACAGAUCAACGAAAGUGAUUGAUUUUCACUAUCCAAAUGAAUUGCUCCAAAGGAAUAAUUGGGAGCUUUCGGACGAACCCGAGACUUUAGAUGAUAUUCUGAUCAGCUGUCGCGCUACGCUAAAAUACGCCAUAAAAACUGCACACCCCAGGUAUUUCAAUCAGCUCUCCACUGGGUUAGACAUGGUUGGCUUGGCUGCGGAUUGGCUAACGUCCACUGCCAACACCAAUAUGUUCACCUAUGAGGUGGCUCCAGUCUUCGUGUUGUUGGAGUACGUCACGCUGAAGAAGAUGAGGGAGAUCAUUGGCUGGCAGGAUGGCCGCGGUGAUGGAAUAUUCUCCCCGGGUGGCGCCAUUUCCAACAUGUAUGCCAUGCUACUGGCUCGCUAUAAAAUGUUCCCUGAGGUGAAGGAGAAAGGAAUGUCAUCCGUACCUAGACUGGUGGCCUUCACAUCUGAACAUAGCCAUUUUUCAAUCAAGAAAGGAGCAGCCGCACUUGGAAUCGGUACAGAAAGUGUCAUCUGUAUUAAAGCUGAUGAAAGGGGUAAGAUGAUUCCUUCCGACCUUGAGAGGAGGAUCAUUGAAGCCAAGCAGAAGGGAUACGUGCCGUUCUUUGUCAGCGCCACGGCCGGCACCACGGUUUAUGGUGCCUUUGAUCCUUUGAUCGCUAUAGCGGACAUCUGUAAGAAGCAUGAUAUCUGGAUGCAUGUGGAUGGAGCAUGGGGCGGAAGUUUGCUAAUGUCCCGGAAACACCGGUGGAAGCUGAAUGGAGUCGAGAGGGCUAAUUCUAUGACCUGGAACCCUCAUAAAAUGAUGGCUGUGCCCUUGCAGUGCUCUGCUCUGCUGGUUCGAGAGGAGGGACUGAUGCAGAGCUGCAAUCAGAUGCAGGCCUGUUAUCUGUUUCAGCAGGACAAGCACUAUGAUCUGUCCUACGACACAGGGGACAAGGCCCUGCAGUGCGGCCGCCAUGUGGACAUCUUCAAACUAUGGCUAAUGUGGAGAGCUAAGGGCACUAUUGGUUUUGAGGCUCAGAUUGACAAAUGUCUGGAGCUUUCAGAAUAUCUCUACAACAAGAUCAAGGACAGGGAAGGAUAUGAGAUGGUGUUUGAUGGAAAGCCUCAGCAUACCAAUGUGUGUUUCUGGUACCUUCCACCGGGUGUGCGCUACCUGGAGGACAAAGUGGAGAAAAUGAAGCGUCUGCACAAGGUUGCCCCUGUAAUCAAAGCCAGAAUGAUGGAGUAUGGAACGACCAUGGUGAGCUAUCAGCCGCAAGGAGACAAGGUCAACUUCUUCCGUAUGGUCAUCUCCAACCCAGCCGCUACCUUUGAAGACAUUGACUUCCUCAUUGAAGAGAUUGAGCGACUGGGACAGGAUCUUUAAAAACUUACGACACCAAAACCUGUUAUUCUUGUGUCCCUGGAUGGAUCGAAUUUUGUUGUGAAUGUAACGGUAAAUCUUUGAUUCCUCUUCUCCAAAGUCACAUAAAGAUAGUAUGAUUUAAAAAAUGACAAAAUGAAAAUAUCUAGACUUUAGUAUUGUAGCGUUGUUGUGGGCUUCGUGGUCCAAAGCCCUGUAAAAGUGUUACCGUCUGCUUUUACUGUCUAUCUUAGUGUCUUUGACAUGACUUUCUUUGUUUACAUGUGUUUAAUGAGAAUAUGAAGAGUUAUUUGCUUCUAUUCAGUGCAGGUCAUAAGUUUCUAUUUGACCAGUUAUUCAAAGUGCCAGAUUUCAUGAAUAUUAUAUAUGACUGUAUUAUAAUAGUAAAGACACAUAUUUAUCCAAAACCAUUUCAUUGUACCUUAAGCUUUUGCAAUCACAGACAAUAUGUGACUUACGUUUUACUGAUUUGUCAAGAUUCAGAACCAUUAGAAGAGUUUUGAGCAAUUGAGUAUUGAGUGUGACAAUGAAGUUCAUUAAUAGUUGACAGAACUUGACACUAAUUAACGUGCAAAAACAAGCACAAAUAUAAUGUUUGACUGCACUGGAAAACAGUAUUGACAAGGCUGCCGUCAUCUAUAGUGAACAGUUACUUUAUAUAAACAUGUCUAUGUUGACAAAAAAAUGUAACUUUAAAAGGUAAAAGUUAGGUCCUUUAUAUGCUACUUUGCUUAUAAAAGUGGACAAAACUAAAAUUGUAAUAAUAAAAAAAGAACAAAAAUAUAUUAAAAUUUAGCCUCCCAGAAACCCCCCCACAAAUUUUCUCGACUCAUCCUGCUUGCAGAAUAAAAUGCUCUUUAAAAUGAGAAUUACACUUCUUAACAUGUACAAUUAAUAAACAAUAUUCUUUGUUCUUUUAGUUGGAAAUUCUGAAACUUUAUUCUUGGAAAAGUGCAAUAAAACAGCAUUUGAAUGGCGGUUAUUCUUGAAAACUCUGUGCUGCCCAGGUAGUUGUUCACUUUUAAGCAAGUAAAAUAAAAAAGAAAUCAAAUAUUCAUUCUAUCAGCAAUGUCCCCUGAAAAGAAACAAUAGCACAUGCACAUUAUAUACUGUAUUUAAAAAAAUCUAAACGAAUUUAGUCUAAACGUGUAGUAACACGCUUUCCUACAUACAUAAUAGCAAUAGAUUUCUUAAUUUACCAACCUGUUCAUAUACUUAUUUAGCUUUCUUAUAUAGAAUUAUAGAUAUUUCAGGGUAUUAACAGUGCUAAAUUUAAUAUUAUAUAUAAACUCCAAAAAGAAAAUAACACAUAAGCAUAAUAGGGUUCUGCCCUAUGAUAGUGUAAAUAGACUUUUAAGAUGUUCUUGACCAAGUACAUAUCUAUGUGAAUACAUUACUGUACUGUAUAUAAGCCAGAGUCUAUUUGUGUGGUAAAAAAAUAUUAUUUUCUCUAUUCAACAAAUAUUUAAUCAUAAAUGGUUGUGUGCGCGUGUCAGAUGUGUUGAAUAUGAUGACUUGUGUAACUGCAAAGAUAUGUGUAUGAAGGAACUGGCUCCAAAUCCAAUUGAAGCCACUGCAUUUUAACAUACUAACUUGAAAUGAUUAUUAUAGCACAUUUCGGUAGUUAUGAGAACCAUUUCUGAACCAGUGAUGGUUGUAUUUGUGCCCAAGUGAUAAACUUGACAUCCUGUGCCGAUUUGUAUUUUUGUGUGUUUGUAACUGUAUUGCCUUAGUAUUAAUUGCCAGUAUUGUCUAGUUCUCCUUAAGAGGAGCUUGUGCACUUUAGCUUAUAUGUAUGAUGAUCUGUCCAAUGGAUGUUCAUAGUUUGAUGUUUUAAGAAACUGAGCGUUGUCUGAAUGUGUCCCAGCUUGGAUGUCCGUUCAGGAUGAGAGUUGCUUUAUAGUUGAAAUCCUCUGUAGAUUUGCUAAUGCUACGUUACUACCUGUAUCCUUACAGGACGUUAUAGUCAACCCUGCUGAAAAACAAAACUGAACCCAGCCUAAUCUGGUCUGAGACGGUCUCCCAGCCUGGUCAGGCUGGAAGUCCAAUUUCACCCAGCUAACAACGGCUAGUUUAAUUUGCUUUUUCAGCACAGAAGGAAUGCUAAGUUCGUAAUUUUUGAGAUAUGAGUGUUCUUUCUGUCCCUUUUCAGGAUCGACAAGCUGUGUCACAUAGUUUGUGUAUUUUAAGCUCUUGUAAUCAUGACAAACGCAUUGACAUCCUCACCGUGGUAGUCUUGGAACGCCCACCGUGCCGUCUUUCCCCGCUGCUGCUGCUACAAACCUGCUCUCUUUGCACGUGCAUGAACGCCUCGCCUUCCGAGCUUGUGAAAUACAAUCCCAGAUAUUCACAUAUAUAUAUAAAUAGUGUAACCUGAUGUUAGUUUUAGUGGCAAUAUGGAUAGCUUAGCUUCAAAUAUAUAGUACACUUUCGCUAGCUUGCUCACUCUGUGUUAGCAUUACCCAACGUAUUUAUCUGCUAAGCAAGCAUGUUCUGUGUGGCUAGAAGUUGUAUGCUUUUGCAACCGUAUCUCUAUCUUUCUCUCUGUCUUUCGCUUUGGUUGUUUUCCGCAGCUUUAAUAUUAGUGUGUGUAGUUUCUUGGCAUGCCUCUAUAUAAGCAUAUUCAAAGUCUCAAUGUUUCUCUAUCGCACUCUCUCUUCUUCUUCCUGUGUGUCUUUCUCUCUUGCUUUGCCCCGUAGCAGCUCUCAGACCUUUAAGAGCAGUGUUUUCCUGCUGUUUCUCGGCUACCCAACAUGUCCAUCAGUUUGUCGAAUGAGGAAGUCAUGUGUUGUCAGGGUCACCCAUGUGACCGGAUGAAUUCUUUUUUUUCUUUCUCACCCAGCAAUGCUUGAAAGAAAAGUGAUUAUCUGAAGAAAUGACGUUCAGAUGGAAGUUAUAAACCUAGUGUGUGGAAAUUAUAUAGAGAGAGGCAGAUAACAGACCCUCUUGAAAUGUGUUUUACUUUCAUGGGAAACACCAAUAAAUGUUACUGCCAAACAA